Molecule: messenger RNA, 7875 nt
Organism: Erpetoichthys calabaricus (reedfish)
Lineage: Eukaryota; Metazoa; Chordata; Cladistia; Polypteriformes; Polypteridae
Gene: shoc2
Product: SHOC2 leucine rich repeat scaffold protein
Exons: 9
Coding region: 436-2178 (580 amino acids)
Molecular function (GO): protein binding
Source: RefSeq, a predicted model, not a curated record
AGAAAGUCUCGUGAUAGACGGGCAGUGCGUGUGCGUGUGACGCAGCCCCGUAGAAAGGGGCAGGCAGAGGUUCCCAUACUUCGAGAAGCAGUUAGCGAAGGAGGAGUUGCAGCGGUGAAGGAUGGUAGAGUCACACCUCGAAAGGGGAUCCUGUUGAUAUAUCAUAACAUACCCCAAUGUGUGGCAUUUUGUUAUUUGGCAAAGAUGACAGUGCACAAUUGACAAGUGUUCAGCAGAUGGAUUAUGGCAGAGAGAAACCUCUUUUGCAAAUGUACUUCCCAUUGGAUAUUUAGUAACCUUGGAUUACAGAGUUAAAUGAAUUUAUUUGCGUCUGUGCAUAUAUCAAAAAUAUAUGUGUAACACUGUUCUUAUCCAAUUAUUAUAACAUUGCCAAAACCUGGUUUUCAUGAAUAUCUGGGUGCAGUUGGUGUCACUAUGAGCAGUAGUUUUGGCAAAGAUAAAGAUUCUAAAGAAAAGGACUCCAAAGGUCCUUCUGGAAAGGAAAGGGAAAAAGAGGCCAAAGCCUUGAGCGGUUUCAGUAAAGAUAGCAAAGAAGUAAAGACCAAAGGAAAAGAUGCCAAAGAAGGAAAGAAAGAAACAAGUGGAGUACCACCUGGGGUGGCUUUUUCAGUGGACAAUACAAUAAAGCGCCCAAAUCCAGCUCAAGGGAACCGAAAAAAGGCCAGUAAUGCUGAGGUAAUCAAAGAGCUGAGUAAGUGUCGGGAGGAGAACUCUAUGCGACUGGACUUAUCCAAGAGAUCUAUUCACAUGCUUCCCACAUCAAUUAAGGAGCUUACUCAGCUAACAGAAUUGUAUCUGUAUAGUAACAAGCUGCAGAGCCUGCCUGCUGAAGUAGGUUGCUUGACAGGUUUAGUGACACUUGCUCUAAGUGAGAACUCUCUUACUAGUUUGCCAGACUCUCUAGAUAACUUGAAGAAACUCCGAAUGUUGGACCUUCGGCAUAACAAACUUCGAGAGAUUCCAGCAGUAGUCUACAAGAUGAACUCCCUUACAACUCUUUAUUUACGCUUUAACCGUAUCACUACUGUGGAAAAGGAUAUAAAAAUCUUAUCGAAGCUCACCAUGUUGAGUAUCCGGGAGAACAAAAUUAAACAACUGCCUGCCGAGAUAGGGGAAUUGUGUAACCUCAUUACUUUGGAUGUAGCUCACAAUCAGCUUGAACAUCUUCCAAAAGAGAUUGGAAACUGCACACAAAUUACUAAUCUUGAUUUACAGCACAAUGAACUUCUCGAUUUGCCGGAUACUAUAGGUAAUUUAUGCAGUCUUAAUAGGUUGGGUCUGCGGUACAACAGGUUGUCGGCAAUCCCUAAAUCAUUAUCAAAGUGCAGAGAAUUGGAAGAGUUAAAUCUUGAGAACAAUAAUAUUUCUAUGUUACCUGAGGGUCUUCUUUCUAGUCUGGUGAACUUGACCAGUUUGACACUGGCAAGGAACUGUUUCCAGUCAUAUCCAGUAGGUGGUCCAUCACAAUUCUCUACUAUCUAUUCUCUCAACAUGGAGCAUAACCGCAUCAACAAAAUCCCUUUUGGCAUCUUUUCCAGAGCCAAAGUGUUAAGCAAGCUGAACAUGAAGGACAAUCAGCUUACCUCUCUUCCUCUUGAUUUUGGGACUUGGACAAGUAUGGUCGAACUCAACUUGGCUACAAACCAGUUGACCAAGAUUCCUGAGGAUGUAUGUGGUCUUGUCUCUCUUGAGGUUCUUAUCUUGUCAAACAAUCUUCUUCGUAAACUUCCUCAUGGUAUUGGCAACCUAAGAAAGCUGCGAGAAUUAGAUUUAGAAGAAAACAAGCUGGAAUCUCUCCCCAAUGAAAUUGCUUAUCUGAAGGAUUUGCAGAAACUAGUUCUUACAAAUAAUCAGUUGACAACUCUUCCGAGAGGAAUCGGUCAUCUCACAAACCUCACUCACCUUGGCCUUGGAGAAAACUUGCUACAACAUCUGCCCGAGGAAAUUGGUACACUGGAAAAUCUAGAGGAGCUGUAUUUGAAUGAUAAUCCAAAUCUUCACAGCCUUCCUUUUGAGCUAGCACUUUGCAGCAAACUUUCAAUCAUGAGCAUUGAGAACUGUCCUCUCAGUCACUUGCCACCUCAGAUUGUUGCUGGCGGUCCUUCAUUUAUCAUUCAGUUUUUAAAGAUGCAAGGUCCUUACCGUGCCAUGGUCUGAAUCUCAAUCCUCUGUGUCAUACACUGUGUACACUGUACGAAAAUGCAUUAUUGUCAAAAAAAAUAUACCCGAAAAGGCAAUUUUACUAAGAUUGCAUUGUGUUUUCUGCUAAUAGAGGAAUCAUAGCCAUUUAGUUUUGUUUUUUAAUCAUGUAUAAAAGAGAAAACAGGUGUAAUUGCUUGUCUAGGCUUUAUUUUUUCUGAAUCUGAUGGAUGUAAAUUAUGCAACUUGUGAGUGACAUUUUCUCAAUUAAGUAAAUUGCCAACAUAUGCAGUUAAUUAAGGAAAUCAAUAUUGCCAUUUCUAAGUUCAGGAAGUAUACACAUCAAUUGUAUUUGAAUGAGUAUGGUAUAAUUUGACAGGAAAAAAUGCUUUUUAAAUCUGUACCCUUUGGACUUUGUUUUUCAUGUGUAGGAUUUCAGUAUUGUCAUAUUUUGUUGUUUAAAGGACACAGAAACCAAAAGUGAACCCAAUGUGCAUAUCAACUGUAGAGUUCUUCAAAUCAUUGUUUUCACAGUUAAAGAUUACCAAGUUAACCAAAAGCUGAGCCUGUAAACAUACUCUCACAGUUGAUAUAAUAACAAACUCGUUUGAUGUUUUUCAAGGUUUUUGUGCAUCAUAUACUGUAUAAAUGUGACCAGUAGAAUACCCAUUUCAUAUUGUUUAAAAAAAAAAAAAAAAAAAAAUGUUCAAUUUUUAUUCUGCUGGAAAAUAUUUUAAUCUUGUCACAUGUCUGAAUCUUUUGUAAGAAAUGCCCAUGUUAAAUGUAAACUGAUAUUAGGUACACUGAGAGUAGUCUAAACAGUGUGAACGAGGCUCUUACUGUUUUCGUUUUCGGUAUAAAAGCUAAGACUGUUUGUCUAUCCCCAGUUCAUGUAGAGGACGGAGCCCUAAUUGAAAUAUUUGGGGACAUUUGUUAAGUUGUCUUUUUUUUUUUUUUUUUAGUGAAUUUUCUUCAAAUUACCAUUAAUUGCAUAUACUUCAGCAGGUGGCUUAAAGCUUGUUUUUUACCCCCACACCUUCACAAGAUUUUCAUAUAUGCCAAAUAAAAUUGUAUUUUUCUUCUGUGUAAGGUGACUAUCUGCCAAGAACAAGGUAUCUUUCAAGUCAUAUUCUUAUGACAAUUUAUAGUGUUGAUUUUCAUUUCUAGCAAGUCAUCUCUGCCUGUCCACCUCACCUCUGGCUGAAUAGAUAUUGGAGUAUUUAACAUCUAUUUUUCUGUGUUUAUGUAAUAUACAUAAAAAAAAAACAUAUGCCUUACCAGAUCUGAAAAUAUGGAUGUAUUGGGCAUGCUAACUAAGCACUGUGGUGUUAUGCUGCUUUAUUUUAUGCACUUUUUCAUUACAGUGGCAAAUGCCAUUAAGUCAUAGCUGGUUAAACAUUAUCAUCAUUUAUCCUGCCAUAUGUUAUCUCCAUAGUUGAUCUGAUAUAAACUUUUUUCAAUAUCAGGUUUAUUUAUUGUGUUUAAUUGCUGUUAAAUUGAACUCAAACUAAAAUCCUUUGAGGUGCAGUUUAGAUUGUAGUAUAUAAUGAAUGUUAUCUUUCUGAACUUUGAUUAUAAAAUAUCAUUUUAAACUUUUGAUUCUCUACACAUAAAGAUUGUUUUAUUGUGUGGUAUGGGAAUGUCCACAUAUACAGUGGUCCACAGUUAUAUCUUCCAUUCACUUGAACGGUUUAACCUUUUUCACAUUGGAAACCCGUAUGUACUCCUUCACAGUUUUAUUCUAUGAAAAUCAAUCAAGUGAAUAUUUUCAAAAUCUGGUAUGGUCCACUUUACAAAUCUGUUAAGGAUCCUAGUCGCAGACUGUCUGUUUAGUCUGGAUUUGGGCAGUAAUGCAGCCAAUGUUAAUUUAGCAAUGACCAGUAAAAGAUGUAAGACUUAAUAUUUUUGAAUUUUUUAUGCUAUAAAAGGCUGUAUUUAAGAAUAAAAUAACAAAACUUGCCAGCAUCAGAAAUGCAGAUUGUGUUAUCUCAAAUUGAUUAUUAAUCUAAUUAUAUUUAAUUCUAAGUUGAUUCUUUGAAAGAAAACUUGACUUUCAAGUUCCAUCGCAUGAUAUUCAUGCUUUAUUUUUGAUGCAUACUUUCACACGCUCAAACUGAACGUUUCAAGUUGCUAAAUUUAAUUUGCAGGUUAGAGGAAAUUAGAGUAAACUGAUAGACCUGGUGAAAAUCCAUACAAACAUAGGAGGAACAAGAGAAAUCCAUGAAUUAAAGCUAUGGGUCACCAGUGCUAGUAACUGUGCCAUCCACAUAUGUACCAUAUAAAAGUAAUUUACUCAGAGUCAGCAUCUUGAUUUAGUACUUUUACCUACAAAACUGCUGCGCUCAAGUUGAAAUACUGAACAGUUAGCAAAAUAGUGAAAAGCAGUAGCCAAAUGAAAUUCUACUUUCUUCUUUUUGGACAUGUUUGUAGUGUACACAUCAAUGUAAAAUAUUCCUUAUGCAUUUUUUUUAAAUAAACAAUUUUGCCCAUAGAUGCAGUCAUUCUUUUAACUCUUGGAAGUUUCUGCACAAUUACAUUGUUUUAACUUACUUUAUAGUUAUCUCCGCUUUGCUUCACAAUCUUAGAUAUUCUUUUAACUUAGAUGACUUAGUGUGCCUUAAUGAGCAUGGGAUUUGCAUGUGUUUGUUGGGGAUUGCUUUCUGACUUUCACAUGUUAUUGCUUUAUAGUCAUCAGUCGGAUGUGGUUUUGCACUGGACCGUACAAACUUAAACUUGAUACACUGAUCUCUUCUCGAGAAUCAACAUCCUAAUACUGUAUGUUAAAUUUAAUUAUUUGGACAUGUGCUACAGCUGAAAUUUUGAAAAGUCUUGAGUAUACACUGAAUGCAGUGACGUGAUGGAGGGUCAGUCCCAUUACCCCAAACAGCUUCUGCCCUCUAGGAAAGGCAGUUAGUUCUGAUCCUACCAAGGAUAAAUGGGUUCUGGGAAUUAAUAAGUAGCAUUCAUUAAUGAAUCUUAAGUAGUUAAGUUAUAUAUCUUGGAAAGUAGGAAUAUAUAUCUUCUGAAGUACCACCACAUUUUUGUGGUCUUAAAUUACCAACUGUUACUAGGUAAAACUUCAAGGCCCUUUUUCUUUAUCUGCCCAAAAUAUUGCAUUUGGGGAUUUUAAUUUGGUAUUAUAGAUAGUUUUUGUGCGUGUCUUUUAUAGAAGUUUUUCUUCUACACACCUAACCUUUUCAAAUGUAUGAACAAUAUUGUGAUUUGGUAUGUAAUAAAGAUUGCAAAGCUUGAAAUUCCAAUUCUUUUUAAUUUACCAGAAAUAUACAGUUCAGAGCUUGAAUUUCUAGUGACCGCAAAUUUGGGCCUUUUGUUGGUGUUAUAGAUUUCAGUGAGAGGUUUAUAAACAAUUACUUCAUUAUGGUCUGUUUGAUUUAGCUUACCAUGUGCACAUGCUCAAUUACUUGGUUAUUAAAAAAUUAAACACUAACUAAAGUUGUUACUAAAAUGUCACUGCCAUAUGAAUUUGGUAAAUUUCAGAAUAUUUUAAUUUGCACAUACCUUUUAAAGCUGCUUUUAUAAAAAGUUUUCACAUCAGGUUUGUCAAAAAUUUACUUUGUUGGGUUUUCCUCCGUGAGAUUGCAUCAGUGUAUGGACUUUAGUUUAAUAACACUUAACAGAAGAGUUGUAUCAAAUUCAAAAGUCCAAAUGAAUUCAAAUUCUACAGAUCAUUUACUUUUGUUUUCCUAAUCUUUCUCAUUGUUUACAUUUAUCCUAACUUUAAGGCUACAUUUGUGAAAUUAAACUUUUAAAAUUAAGAUUAUAAUUUCAGAGUUCCCAUAAAACAGCCUGUUGUGUUCUUUUCAAGUUACCUCACGUAAGUGAUUAGACUUGGCUGUUUAUUAUGCCUUUGUGUAAAUGCAGAAUUAGUCAUUGAAUUAGAUUAGAAUUAGACGGUAACUGUAGAAGUUAGUCCUUCAAAUAACAUAUGUCUUUGGUUUCAAAAAAAACAUUGAAUGAUGAGAUUUUAGUGUUCACUGAUUUAUUUUCAGUAAUUAAGUAUGCUAGUUCUGUAGUUUGACUAAUUGUGCAUCCCUGAUAUUAUCAGAAUCAAAAUAUCUUUAUUGUCAUUGUAACAAAUACAACGAAAUAAAAUUAUGCAUUUCCAUUAACACAUUGAAUGUUGCAUGAUUGGAAAGAGUUGCCUUGUACUUCAAAACAUCAAGGAAUGUUUGGCCAAUAUGUAAAUUUCAAGACUAAAUUAAUUUUUAGUGUCGUAAGUUAGCGCCCUAUCCAGGUUUUAAUUCCUUUUCCCUGAACUUGAUACAUUGGUCAGAAAUUGCAUGGUUAGAUAGACAAAAAUAACUAUAUUUAGAACAAUCAAAGCAUAAAUGUGAGGCUUCUUAUUUUAUCACAGAUGUGUAUGGCACUGUAUUAAAAAGUGAAUAAUCUUUCCACUUGCUCAACUCCUUUAACAGACAAGUUGAUUGCUGUCAACAUCCUACUCUAAAGAAAAUAUCCUGAAAAUUGUGUAUUUUUAUUGCUCAUUCUAUGUUGUACAAUAAUAUAAAAGAGGCAAGUCCUUUUUUACUUUGAAAGUGUAGCGGGACCUUGCUGCUUUUAUAACCUGAAACAUAUACUAUUAAAAUAUAUAUAUAUAUAUAUAGGAAUACAUAUCUUCUGAAGUACCACCACAUUUUAUAUUGUAAUAAACAGAAUACCAGCAAUUCCACACUGAAAUUCAAACCCUGUAACUGCUUCUUGAAUUGUAAGUGCAGUUGGGGCUAACUCUUGCACAAUAUGGCUCUUUUUCUGCCCUUGUUCAGUUGUCACUUGCAGGUUUUUUUGUUUUUUUAUUAUUAUUAUUAUUAUUAUAAAUGCUGCUUUGCAUACCAUCCAGUAAUUCUUCAUGUACCACCGGUGGUAGCCAUACCACAGGUUGAGAGCCAAUGAUCUAAAGCAUUUUUAAAUGAAUUUUGUGUAAGAAUAAAAAUGUGAAUGAGAACUGCCUAAAUGACACCACCACAGCAUAACUGAGGAGCACUGUAUUAAAAUUAUUGCUUCUUUCUGAGAAAAAUCUAACACAGUUAACAGUGGACAUUUAUUUUACUGUGUGAAGUAAAACAAUUUUUUAAUUGUCAAGAUGAGUGAUUUUAAAAUAUUAGAUUUAUUAAUAUUGUUUUAAUCGAAUCUUGAAAAAUCUUGAAAAUUCUCAAAGAUCAACUUGACAUUGCAUCUCUCCUCCAUGCCCCCCCCCCCCCUUCAAAAAUAGUGAUCUACUAUAUGUGAUUGUAUUUAUGAUGAUUUGUGAUUAUUUGCUUUUUUCUUACAAUUCCAAAUUGAGCUUUGUACUUUUCUAGUUAACUUUUUUGUACUGGCUCACUGCCUUCAGUCAUAUGUGAAAAAGUUUGACAGUACACCUGCUGGUAAGGAAAAAUGUUCUGCUGCUUUCUUUUGGUAGCAACAUAAAAGCUGCUUUGUCAACAGCAACCAAGGUAGUGUAAGAAUUCGGCUAAAGAUUAUGCUGUAAAUGUUUCACUGGUCAGUUUUUCUGGCCUAAUAAACAAAAUGAUUGAAGUGAAUGCACAAAAGUAUGUAAUGUUCUCUUGAUGUCAGUUACAAACCCAAAACUUGUCUUUAGCCUUGUACAGUAAUUUGCUUGUAUUAAUGGUGCAAUCAGCAAUCAAAAUUAAAAUGAGGAUUUUUUUUGGAGGAGCUUAACAAUAAAAAGGACUUUGGUUAAAAAAAAAUAGGAAU